AUGAAUUAAAGUUUACUUCACCUGAUCUAAGUUGCAUAAAAGCAUGAAUAUAAGUUUGGUGAAUAAUAUUUAGAUGACAUGAUAGCUUCUUGCAGAUAAAAUGGUUAAAAUGAUCGCUAUUUAAUAUUGUUGCUAAUUAAAAUUUGGAAAAACAAUGAUGAGUUUUUGGGGCAUAGAUUCAAAUAAUGGGUAUAACUACAAAAAAUUGGUAACUCAAAAUCCCAUUUCGAUUUCUUAAAAAAUGGAUAAGUUCAAGAAUGUAUUUAAAAGUUUGAACAAAAUAUACCCCGCAAUACCUUUGAGGCUAUAAAAAAACACAAUUUUUUCCCAAAAACUGAUACACAAUAAUAGGAGGAAAGUCUUAAACGAGUUAGAGAUAACCUAAAAUAAUAUGACGAUCAUACUUUAAAAUAAAUAAACAAAAUCUUGUUAGGAGAUAUGGACUCUAUUUUAGAAGUAUCUAAGGCAGAUUGGAUUUCAUUUGUAAUGCUUUAUGUUUAAUUUUGCGAUUACAAAGUUACACCAUAGGAGAUGACCUAUAUAUUGAGAAAAUUAAAAUUCUCUAUUGAUUCAGAUAAUGAUAAUCUUUUAUAAUUAUUUGGAGAAAUUGUAUUAAAACCAGAAGAUGUAAAUAUUAUAAAUUCUUUACUCAAAUAUGAUAAAAAUCUUACAUAUUUUGUGUAUUUGCACUUUGAAAAUUAAGGAUAGAAUUAACUAAGAUCAAGAUAUGAAAUAUAUAAAAGUAAAUUUUAGUUGAUUAAAUCCAUCCUUGAAGAAAUUCCAAACAAUAUCCAAUUUGAAAAAGAGAUCUUAUACUUUUUUGAAGAAAUUGUUGAAAAUAUUAGAAUGUUAAGAGAACAUAAGAAUGAUAAGUUCAAAGAAGAUUUUUAAGAUAUUUACAAUAACAAAAUGAAUGGAAUCAUUAAUUCUUCUAACAAUUUUAAGAAAAUUAUGAAUUUUGUCCAUUGUGUCGAAAAGAUCUAAUAAGAAGAUCAAGCAUAAAUUAUCCAUACAUCCUUAUUAUAAAAAAUAUUCAGCCAAGAUUUAUUACAAUUAGAGGAGAGACAGAAUGCUUUAAAUAUCAUUAUUGAAAAGUUCUACUAUGAUGAAAGUUUUAGACAAUAAGUAAAAUAUGAAAUUAACAAAAACAUCAAUAAUCCUUCCUUUGAUUAAUUAUUUAGAGAUUUCUUAAAUAAUUUUAUACUGGAAUAAUAUAGAGAAUAUUUUUAAUAAGAAUUGAUUAAACUCUAAUUUAAAUUUGGAUUAAAAUUAUAUGAUAUACAAUUAACAUAUAAGAUUGAAUCUCCAGAGUUUCUUAUAAUGAACAUAUCAUAAGAAUUUAUAAGGAAUAUUAUUCAAUCUGAUGAGUAAUUUAAAUUGAAAAUGAAGAUAAUUUUGAGUAACAUAUUGGAUUCAUGUUAACAUAUUUAGGAUGAAAAAUUAAAUAACAGGAAAAAUAUCAUUAGACUCUUGAUAAGAAGAUUGUGA
Molecule: messenger RNA, 1488 nt
Organism: Paramecium tetraurelia
Lineage: Eukaryota; Ciliophora; Oligohymenophorea; Peniculida; Parameciidae
Exons: 3
Source: RefSeq, a predicted model, not a curated record